AGGGGCGAGCUGAGCGGGGGGCCCCAGGGGAGUGCAGAUGACGGGGGACCCGGGGUGCUGGACACCCACCCGCACCCUCGUUCCCCGAGCCUUUGGGAACGGGCUGUUGGCCGGACACGUGCCAGAAACUGCCUGCUUUGAAACGUGAAUAAGUUCAAAAAGACUCUUAGCAGCGAAUUUUCAAGAUGAAUUACACAGAGUCCAACUCACUGGCAGAAUCAGCUGCCAUAGGUUUUACACCUGAGUUAGAAAGUAUCAUACCUGUGCCUUCCAAUGAAACCACUUGUGAAAACUGGAGAGAGAUUCAUCACCUGGUUUUUCAUGUAGCAAACAUUUGUUUUGCAGUUGGAUUGGUUAUUCCAACUACUCUUCACCUUCAUAUGAUAUUUCUUAGGGGAAUGUUUGCUCUAGGAUGUACCCUUUAUAUCGUCUGGGCCACUCUCUACCGAUGUGCCUUGGAUAUCAUGAUCUGGAACUCUGUGUUCUUGGGUGUCAACAUUUUGCAUCUUUCAUACCUUUUAUACAAGAAAAGACCGGUCAAGAUUGAAAAGGAACUCAGUGCCGUCUAUCGACGAUUGUUUGAACCACUCCGUGUGCCUCCAGAUUUGUUCAGAAGAUUAACUGGACAGUUUUGCAUGAUCCAGACCUUGAAAAAGGGCCAGACUUAUGCUGCAGAGGAUAAAACCUCAGUUGAUGACCGUCUGAGUAUUCUUUUGAAGGGAAGAAUGAAGGUCUCCUAUCGAGGACAUUUUCUGCAUAACAUUUACCCCUGUGCUUUUAUAGAUUCUCCUGAAUUUAGGUCAACUCAGAUGCACAAGGGUGAAAAAUUCCAGGUCACCAUUGUCGCAGAUGAUAACUGCAGAUUUUUAUGCUGGUCAAGAGAAAGAUUAAUGUACUUUCUGGAAUCAGAACCUUUCCUAUAUGAAAUAUUUAGGUACCUUAUUGGAAAAGACAUUACAAAUAAGCUCUACUCAUUGAAUGAUCCCACCUUAAAUGAUAAAAAGGCCAAAAAGCUGGAACAUCAGCUCAGCCUCUGCACACAUAUCUCAAUGCUGGAAAUGAGGAACAGCAUAGCCAGCUCCAGUGACAGUGAUGACGGCUUGCACCAGUUUCUCCGGAGUACCUCGAGCAUGUCCUCUCUUCACAUGUCCUCUCCACACCAGCGAGCCUCUGCCAAGAUGAAGCCUAUAGAAGAAGGGGUGGAAGGCGACGAUGAGGUCUUUGAGCCUGUGUCUCCAAAUGCAUUCAGAGUCCAUCAGUUGCCUUGAUGAGCACCACCAUUCGCGUUACCAAGACGGAAACUGUCUUGAAAAGAUCCUGAAAAAUACCAGCACUUUGUCGUGGCUUUGGGAUUAUCCUGCUGGGAGAGUCUGAGGGCAGGAGACUGAAGAAGGGUCAGAGGUGGAAAGGUCUUCUACUUGUCCUUCUUAUUCGCCAACUCUUAAAGUAAUUGUUUUACUGAGCCUUCCGACUAAGUCUUGUUCUAUUUUGAGAUAGAUAUUUUCACGGU
Carlito syrichta (Philippine tarsier) is the source of this 1510-nucleotide messenger RNA. It is a transcript of the gene POPDC1, whose product is annotated as blood vessel epicardial substance. Gene Ontology annotation, molecular function: cAMP binding. The coding region runs from base 186 to 1268 and encodes 360 amino acids. NCBI's taxonomy places the organism in Eukaryota, Metazoa, Chordata, Mammalia, Primates, Tarsiidae. The transcript is spliced from 8 exons. The record is from RefSeq and is a predicted model, not a curated record. Gene Ontology annotation, cellular component: sarcolemma.